AUGUUUCGUAUUCGGUAUUUGUCAAUAAAGCGUCAUCAGUCUCGAUCGGUUUGCCGGGAGGUAAUAAUUUUAUUAUUUAAUAAACAACGAUUUUCUGCGGUUCAGGGUGUAACAAUCGUCUGACGACGCUCUUCCCAUUCAAUAGAAAUACUUCUAUGCAGCAAUCAUUUUCAAACAUAUUUUAUUACGUUUACAGAAGCUGAUAACAUAUAUACCUUCGUUGAUUUUUAUUGUAAGUCAUAAUGUUUACCAUUCACGACGGUGAAAUUGUAUGUAAAGAGAAAUAUGGAUCGUCUACUAGACAGCGGUUAUACGUUAGACCUCCAGAACAAGCUAAUAUGGUAGUUUUGGAUGAAUCAAAGGCUGAUGAAUAUACCUUAUUCAAAAGAAUAUUCUUACCUCAUGGUUAUCCUGAUAGUGUGAGCAGUGACUAUAUUACCUACCAAAUCUGGGACACAGCACAAGCAUUUUGUAGCACUAUAACUGGUAUACUUGCAACGCAGGAGGUUCUGCGUGGUGUAGGUGUUGGUGAUACUACUGCCACUCCACUGGCUGCUACUGUGACUUGGGUCCUUAAAGAUGGUUGUGGACACAUUGGAAAGAUUAUAUUUGCAUACAGCCAUGGAGUUUACCUGGAUGCAUACAGUAAAAAGUGGAGGUUGUAUGCAGACACUUUGAAUGAUGCUGCAAUGUGCAUAGAGUUAGCCCUUCCAGUUUUUAAAAACUACACCACAAUUGUAUUAUGUGUCAGCACAAUGAUGAAAGCUAUUGUUGGAGUUGCAGGGGGCGCUACUAGGUCAGCCAUGACACAGCAUCACGCAAUAAGAGGAAACCUGGCCGAUGUCUCAGCAAAAGAUUCGGCACAAGAGACAGCUGUCAAUCUUAUUGCUUCCAUUGCUGCACUAUUGAUUAUCUCCGUUUUUGGGAAUUCCCUCGCAAUAUUUAUUACAAUGAUAAUGCUUCAUAUAACAUUUAAUUAUUUAGCUGUGAGAGCUGUCUGUUUGAGAACAUUUAAUGAACCAAGAUUUCUACAAAUUAUCGAAACAUAUUUAAAAGACGAAGUUAUAGCUAACCCGUGUCGCGUUAACCAAAACGAACCGAUAAUAUUGUAUCACUUGGGACCGAUUGUUUUAGAUAAAAAGUUAUGUGGAUUCUCUAUAAAAAUGGGACACUCGAUAAAAAAAAUUAUAAAGAGACAUCCGAGGGCGCAGUAUAUCAAAACCGUGCAAGACAUUUACAGAAUGAAGAAAUACAUUUUACUGCCGUAUAUGCAGUCGCGUAAGAUUUACGUGAUUCUGCGCGACUCUGCGACUAUUAACGACGUGCUCUGUGCUUAUUUUCACGCCGUGCUGUUCGGCAUAUCAAUCUGCGCCAUCAAUGACUAUUCCCUGCCAAUUUACAGAAACAGUGAAUCUUCAGAAAGACCAUUUUCACAAAUUUGUCGCACUUUGCACCACGCCGCGUGGACCAAGGAGCCCAUGCAGCAAGCAGUUGGCAAAUUCACUCAUGAACCUACUUCAGAUCUCAUGAUGUUUUUGAACGAUAUCGUAGAAAAGGAAUGGGUAGUUUUGUCUGAAGGGUUGAAACAAACAGGUUGGGAUCUCACAAAACAUCUACUCGUGAUUGAUGAAUGGCGUAUAUGUACGUCCACCAUUGUGGCUAAACUAAUAUCUGAAGAUACUGUUGCUGCACCUCGCAUCAGUUCUAAAUUGAUAACUUUUCUUGAUCUUCGUGGUAAGGCUUUGUCUGACAGUUCUCAAGACAAAGCUUACACGAUUGAGCCCGAAAAGCAAGCUACAACGGAACCGAUAAAUUCCAGUACCGAAGGCGAAGAUAGUUCAGGAUACGUACCGAUUGAACCGACAAACACGUCAGCAAUCCCCGAGCAUAAAUCUACAGAUAAAACCAAUAAACCUGAAAUACAAGACGAUUCGACGGAUUAACUUUAGACAACAUUUUGAAUGUGUAUACAUAGGAAAAUUAAAACAUGUGUUAUACCAAAUCUAACUUUAUGUACAAUUCUGUGGUGUGUUGUCUUAAAACAUUGUCGUGUGCUGUAUGUGUCUAUCAAUUAUAUCAUAUUAAUCAUUUUCGUCCAUGCUAAAGUGUAAAAAAAUAUUUAUUUAUUUUGAGAAGAUUUACCUAAAUGUAAGAAAGUAAUUACUGUCCCUAACUGCUGGAUCAUUUAACUUUUAAAUAACAGAUAUUACUAUACAAAAAAACUUGUUCUCUGAAGUAUACAAAAUGGUUUAUUACUGUAACUUGUGCAAUUAAUUUACAUUCCUAAGGCAUUAGUAUAUUGCCGUAACCUAAUCAGACUAAAGACUGAUUUAUACGUUAAAUAAGUGAAUGUGUAUAAAUAAAAAUCUUUAUUGUAUACUUAGUUACUUUAUUACUAAGAAAAAAAACCUUGUCCCAUACAAAAAAAAUCUUCAGUUUUCUCUGAGUUCCCUCAAUCUGUCAAAAUAGAACAUAAUUAUGUUAUUUAUGUGGUAUAGAUUAAAAAAAAGUCCAUGUACUUACUGUAACUGGGUCAAUGUGUUAUCGGUAUAAUUUAUUGCAAGGCAAAAAUAUAUCGACUACUAAUGGAAGAAUAAAACAUAAUAGUUUUGUUAACCUAGAUCGUUAUAAAAACGACUUCGACUGUAAAACACGGUAUAGUUGACAAGACUUAAAUCUUAACAGGUAAAUGCCCUUUUUUUUAUGGAGUUCAUAGUAUCGUUUAUCAAGUUUAUGUUUAAGGUUAAUUUUGGUAACUAUAAAAUUAUGUAAAUCAAUUCGUUAUUUUACGUGACGACGCUUCAUCAUAAAGUUAAAACAUUAAAAUUUUAUGAGGAUAAAUUGGUAUAUACAGAUAGGGAUUACCAGGAAAGCGUGAAGGAAAAGAAAAUUUGGAAAAAUUAAAACUCAAGUAUAUUACUACACCAUACCACUUUAUUUUAGUAUUGUCAAAUAUUGGAUCGUUUCGUAUUGGUAAAA
Messenger RNA from Trichoplusia ni (cabbage looper), 2979 nucleotides. RefSeq names its product RUS1 family protein C16orf58 homolog. The record is from RefSeq and is a predicted model, not a curated record. The coding region runs from base 243 to 1943 and encodes 566 amino acids. The transcript has 10 exons. Lineage: Eukaryota; Metazoa; Arthropoda; Insecta; Lepidoptera; Noctuidae.